GUACACGUCACCGAGAGGUUGAUAUCGACCAAAACAAUCCUUUGACCGCGAAUAAAAAAUAAUAGCAUGUGUUAAGUGAACCCAUCGCUACGAUAAUGAAGGGUCGCCACCAAUUCCGACGCAGGUUCAGCUUGCAACCAUCUUUUAUGAAAGAUGACACAGAAGAGGAGAGGAAACCGCACAGGCCUGAAAAGGUGGAGCAUACAGUAUCUGGCAGCAACAGCAAUCUCACGAACAAUGCAGUACGCCAUAAAAUAGUCGUCAUGGGCGCUGCAAAAGUUGGCAAAUCAUCUCUUAUAUCCCAAUUUUUAUACGGAACCUUCUCCCCUAAGUAUAAGAGAACUAUAGAAGAAAUGCAUCAUGGUGAUUUCAACGUAUCUGGGGUCAGACUGACGUUAGAUAUUUUGGACACAUCUGGAGCGUACGAAUUCCCAGCCAUGCGAGCACUGUCUAUGCAGUCAGCUGACGCGUUUAUCCUAGUUUACGAUAUAACAGACUUAGAAAGUUUCGCGGAAGUUCGCGCCUUGAGAGAUCAAAUUCACGAGACUAAGGACAGCACAGCGGUACCCAUUGUUGUUGUGGGUAACAAAGUUGAUUUAGCUGAAGCUGGAGAGAGGCAGGUUGACUUUCACACGACGGAGUCGGUGGUGACUGUGGAUUGGGAAAAUGGGUUCGUAGAGGCGUCGGCGAAGGAUAACACAAAUGUCUCGCAAAUAUUCAAGGAGUUGUUGGUGCAAGCUAAGGUCAAGUAUAAUUUGUCGCCAGCUUUGAGGCGGCGGAGGCGACAGUCUUUGCCAACAGGACCUCAGGGCCCUCCGGGUUCAUCGACAAGCCCAUCGCCGUCCAACGCGCCUCAUGUCCCGUCGCCAGCCCAGCUCGCACAUUUGCAACAAAUACGCGAAAGACACGCUAACAGUAAACGUAAUUCAUGUUCAAUUUCUUAAUUCGUUCAUGAUACUAGGUGUGUAAGAUAUAACACUACUUGCUAAAACUUUUCCAAAAUGUUUAAUGUUGUGAUUUCAUGUCAAACAGUAAAGAGAACAUUUUUCAUACUCGUCAAUACGUUUUCGAUUGCCUGGACGCUGACAUAAUAUUUCUAUUUUUAAAAGUUUGGUUAAAAUAAUCAGAUGCUAUCGCUGCGAUCAUGUUUGCUAAUAGUUUAAUGGAAUUAAGCAAACGUUUGCCUUUCAUUAA
This is a messenger RNA of Zerene cesonia (dogface butterfly), 1194 nucleotides long. Its product is annotated as ras-related protein Rap-2b. Lineage: Eukaryota; Metazoa; Arthropoda; Insecta; Lepidoptera; Pieridae. Bases 96 to 944 code for a protein of 282 amino acids. The record is from RefSeq and is a predicted model, not a curated record. Gene Ontology annotation, molecular function: GTPase activity; GTP binding. The transcript has 3 exons.